AUCAAGGGACGGCAUCAUCCCUCGAUAAUCGCCCGUCUAGCUCACACCCGCCUCUCCUCCCUUUUAACGCUCAGGUUUUCCUACGAAUUCCCUAAGCUAUCUACCAGCCGCCGGAAUUUGCCCAGAUUGCCUCUUUGAGCUCUUUUUGCAACAACACGAUAACCUUCGUUGUCAUCCACACUCAAUCCCCUCUAGGAGAGCUCCCUUCAGCAUGGCCUCACUCGAUAUUUCUCAUGAGAUCGGUCGCUCCUAUCAAACCUUGGUCAACUCUCCUCCGGCCAACAAACCAUCCGCCACUUUUGCACAGUGGGCUGUCUUCACUGUCUCCACUCCAUUAGUGAACGCAUUUGUGGCUGCCUCUGCCUCCAAAGCAAGCGUGCUUAAAGUGCACAGUACUGCAGAAGGUGAACUCGAGGAUCUUAUAGAGGAAUUCAAUGACGGGAAGGUGCAAUUUGCCUUUGUAAAGGUUAAAGAUGCCAACACUAGCCUAGCAAAAUUUGUUUUAAUAGCCUGGUGCGGGGAAGGUGUACCGGAGAGAGUAAAAGGCUAUUUCACCGGCCAUCUCAACACUGUAUCCAAGGUUCUUCAUGGAUACCACGUACAAAUAACCGCCCGCUCAGAAUCAGAUCUACUCCCGGAAUCCAUUCUCCAGAGGGUGGCCGAUGCAUCUGGUGCUAAAUACUCGGCCCACGGCUCGACGUCCGGUCCCCCACUUACUGCCCCUAAGCCCACCGUCUCAGCUCACAAACCCGCCCACCGACCCACCAAGGUUUCUGGUGGACCGCCUAAUCCUGCCUCAUCACGCUCUCCCUACAAGCGUGACGAAAGUACGGAUGCAGACGGUUGGGGAGCUGAUGCCCCUCCUGUCACCAGGAGUCAGCUGGAGAAAGUAUCCUCAGCUUACAAGCCCACCAAGGUUGACAUCGCAGUUCUCCGUGCCCAGCCCACUUCUACUACCUCUGGACCGGUCUCUGGGAGCAACCCUGAUGUCGUUAAAGGUGGCUAUCAACCGAUCGGAAAAGUGGAUAUCGCAGCCCUUAGAGCUCAGGGCCAGAAGCAAGACCGCCCGGAUAUUGUCAAAGGAACCUAUGAACCGAUUGGCAAGGUAGAUAUCGCUGCUAUCAGAGCGCAGGCUCAGCCCAGGCCCUCCCCCAAUUCACCCGGUCCCCGCUCGAAUGCACCAGCACAAGAAGAGGAAGAUCACAAGCCGUUGGCCCAGCGCAGUGCAGUCUUUUCUCAAAGCGAACGUCUUACAUCGCUACCUAAACCCAAACCUGCAAAGAAAUUUGGUGCCGGGGCGCCAGCAUUUGGCACAAAACCGCCGACACCUGCCGCUUUUGGCAUUUCUCCGACUGUGCAGCCAACCCCACCAGUUGGUGCCGCUAGUCGAGACUUUGGCUCCUCCGGCGGCAAGACUCCUGCUCAGCUCUGGGCUGAGAAGAAGGCUAGAGAGCGAGGUACAUCCGGAGCAAGCGAAAUUACUCCCCCCACAAUUUCACCAGGAUAUACAGGCCAACACCAUCCCCCACUUGGCACUUCAUCAACUGGCCGCAGCACCGGAAGCGCAGACAAGCUUAUGACAGGACAUUCUCAACAGAGGAUCGAUAGUUCGCAGUCUCAUGAGGAGGAGGUACAAACGCCCGCAGGUGGCAUUGGUGCGUUGAGGAGUAAGUUUGCUGGUGCGCCCCCAAUGGGUACUCCUGCAUCGCCAAAGAGCCCCCAGCGAACGGGCGGGUUCCAUGGUGCAGAACGGGAGGUGCCGCCGCCGCCGCCUAUUGACAUGUCUUCACGUCCUCUGCCAGCUCCGGCUGUGGCCGUUCCGCCACCUCCCCGCCAACCCAGAUCGCCCACCCCUCCAACUCCUGAAGCUCCAGGCAGUCCAGUCAGGAUCGCCAUGCCAGUUGCUAGACAAUCGGAUAGCCCACCAAUGGCAAAACACGAACCCGAGCCACAAAUUUCAAUGCCAGCAGAAAGCCUGGCACGUGCCGUUCCAGAUGAGAGAGAAUUGCAAGAAGAGGAGCCAGCUCGGGACAGAGGUGCGGUAGUUGGUGUUAGUGCCGGAGGUGAGGGUGCUAGUGGCAAGAGGGCUCUAGUUUUAUAUGACUAUGAUGCAGCAGAGGAGAAUGAAAUCAACUUGGUUGAGGGACAGGUUGUUGGUGAAAUUGACAUGGUCGACGAGGAUUGGUGGGCAGGCCGUAAUGCUGCGGGUGAGCAUGGCCUAUUCCCCAGCAAUUACGUCGAACUUAUGGGAGAUACGGAGGUUGCACAAUCUCCUCGGGGAGCUCCGGCUGAUAGCCCGGAGCCGGAGCACCAGCCGCCCCAACCACAGGCACCAGGUUCCGGAGAUACUGCGAUUGCGCUGUAUGACUAUGAGGCUGCCGAAGAAAAUGAGCUCAGCUUCCCUGAGGAUGCGAUCAUUGAGGAUUUGGAAUUCCCCGAUGAAGAUUGGUGGCUAGGUACUUAUCAGGGAAACAGAGGGCUCUUUCCCGCAAAUCAUGUGGAGCUACGUCAGUAGCUUUCGAACCGUUGCUCAACAAUCGCUCUUUCUUCCCUUUCCAUAAAUUGACUAAAUCCCCCUUGGAUGGUCUAGCUUAUACCAAAGACUGCAUGUUGGGCGACUAUUUCCGCCUAAUUUGUGAAUUAUUUUAUUUUACAAUUUUAAAAAUUUUCGUUCAAUUUAUAAAA
Messenger RNA from Tuber melanosporum (Perigord truffle), 2685 nucleotides. RefSeq lists its product as uncharacterized. Gene Ontology annotation, molecular function: actin filament binding. Gene Ontology annotation, cellular component: actin filament; site of polarized growth; plasma membrane. The record is from RefSeq and is a predicted model, not a curated record. The transcript has 7 exons. Gene Ontology annotation, biological process: regulation of actin filament polymerization. The coding region runs from base 212 to 2515 and encodes 767 amino acids. Lineage: Eukaryota; Fungi; Ascomycota; Pezizomycetes; Pezizales; Tuberaceae.